Hibiscus syriacus is the source of this 501-nucleotide messenger RNA. Its product is annotated as small RNA degrading nuclease 5-like. Bases 1 to 501 code for a protein of 166 amino acids. The record is from RefSeq and is a predicted model, not a curated record. Lineage: Eukaryota; Viridiplantae; Streptophyta; Magnoliopsida; Malvales; Malvaceae. The transcript has 4 exons.
AUGCCUUUGACUUGGUUUAGAUUCAAAACGUUUAAGCGAACCAUCUUCUUGUUGCCGCACCAUGUAAAUGUUACAACUCUUUUACUUGAUAAAUUGGCUGAAGCUGCAAUGAUUGUUUUGUUGACAGUUGCUUCUCAUCUUCAGACCGGACAUGAUAGCAUCGAAGAUGCAAGAGCUGCUAUGGAUUUGUCUCUGUUAAAGAUUAGAAAUGGACCUGAUUUUGGUUCGCCACCAUUCUUUAUGCGCAGAAAGCUCCUUACUCUUUUGGGUGAGUGUGGCAAGACCUCCUCUUUCAUUGAUGAUAUUUCCAUAGUCAAGCGAUAUGCUUCCGAGUCAUCCCAUGCAAUCCCGGUUUGCUCUGAUGAUGAAGCACUUUUAAAGGCUAGAAAAGAGGUCAAGAACGAUCGUGUACACUUUGUCUGGACACAGUUUUCCGAACUGAACUCCUAUUUCAGAAAGCAAGUCGAGGAUGAUUUUAGAAAACUUCAAAUCUUAUAUUAA